Molecule: messenger RNA, 615 nt
Organism: Gossypium raimondii (Peruvian cotton)
Lineage: Eukaryota; Viridiplantae; Streptophyta; Magnoliopsida; Malvales; Malvaceae
Product: late embryogenesis abundant protein D-11-like
Exons: 2
Coding region: 84-491 (135 amino acids)
Biological process (GO): response to water
Source: RefSeq, a predicted model, not a curated record
UCCACCGAGAGCUCUUUUCUUUUUCAAGCAGUUGUCAUUGUUCUUGUCUUAGGUUUUAUAAUCAAACUUGAAAAGAAAAAAUUAUGGCACACUUUCAGAAUCAAUAUUCUGCUCCCGAAGUUACGCAAACUGACGCAUAUGGCAACCCAACUCGCCGGACAGACGAGUACGGCAACCCAAUCCCGACUCAGGAGACUGGCCGUGGAAUUCUAGGGAUCGGUGGACAUCAUCACGGAGGCCAUCAUGGACUCCAUCGUACUGGAAGUUCCUCUAGCUCGAGCUCAUCUUCGGAAGACGAAGGAACGGGGAAGAAGAAGAAGGGACUGAAACAGAGGCUAAAGGAGAAGAUACCAGGUAACAAAGAGCAUCAAUCUCAGGCCACCUCAACUACAACCCCAGGGCAGGGGCCUACGUAUCACCAGCAGCACCACGAGAAGAAAGGAGUGAUGGACAAGAUCAAGGAGAAGCUCCCUGGUCACCACAACCCUUGAUUAGCUGCCUUUGGUCGGCUAUUUCCUACUAGUUAUAUAAGCGUUAAUUAAAUAACUUGCAGCAAUGAAGACUCUUGUAUCUCUUAAGACUAUACUUAAAAGGAGAUGUUUGACUUCCAUCGUA